CAUGGUUAUGCCAUGCUAGCAAGAGAACGUGUUGAACUAAUGUUCGAAGGUGGAUGUUGGUUAUACGUGGACGACAUUCGCGAUGUGCAGGCUCUCUACCUGGGAAAGGGCUUUGAACAAGUAGGAGCUGUUUGA
Messenger RNA from Strongylus vulgaris, 135 nucleotides. The record is from the annotation of a GenBank genome assembly. Lineage: Eukaryota; Metazoa; Nematoda; Chromadorea; Rhabditida; Strongylidae.